Molecule: messenger RNA, 782 nt
Organism: Cryptomeria japonica (Japanese cedar)
Lineage: Eukaryota; Viridiplantae; Streptophyta; Pinopsida; Cupressales; Cupressaceae
Exons: 5
Coding region: 97-459 (120 amino acids)
Source: RefSeq, a predicted model, not a curated record
UUGUGGCGACGUGGAGCAAAGGUGGCUUUGGAGUUUCGCCCUCUCAUUUUGUUAUAGUUGGUUUGGAAAAACUACGCAGAGUUGGAAGGGAAGAAAAUGGAAUCGUGGAUAUCCUCAGUUGUGGUGGCGAGAAUGGCGUUUGUGACAAUGGGCUUCAUUAUGCUCAUCACCCUUGUCUACACAAUUAUCACAGACGGUUCUCCAUUCCGUAAAGACCUCCUCACACCAUGGAUGAAUGCAACAUUGAUUGACUUCUACCUGAAUGUUGCCGCCAUAGCGACCUGGGUAGUUUACAAGGAGCCCACAUGGAUAGGUGCAUUCAUUUGGACAAUUUUGUUAAUUUGCCUUGGCAGCAUGGUGACAUGCUGGUAUAUUGCCAUUCAGCUAUUCAAAAUUUCACCUCAAGACCCACUUUAUCUAGUCUUAUUGAGGGAUCGCCAUGCUAGGAAAGGUGGUUGAGCAGUGGAAUCUCAAAUGUCAGUGGAACCAUAUAAUUUCACAAUCAGGCACAAGUUACGAAUCUUAUAGCAUGGCCGUGUUAAUCUAAUGCUUAUAUGAUUUUAUCCUGGUAUAUAAAUUAACCUUUAUGUAAAUGCCAUUGCUGUAUAUAUAUGCAAUGCUAAAGGCUCCCAUGUUCUAAUGCUUGUCUCAAGCUCAUGUUGGCAGUGCGAAGUGGUGUAAGUAUAAAUAUGACGUUUUUGUGUGAUUAUCAUAAAUAGAUACAACUCUAUCUUUUGACAAUUACUUCUAUGUAAUGGGCAUCUAUAAUUUCUUUUGGGAAA